UUGACUGAUGUGUGUUGGAGCAUUACAUUAUUUCAGUUUAUUUUUUAACAGAGUUUAUGCAGUAAGCAGGUGAAGAUGGAGACCAAAAGACAGUUUCAUGAAAUACAACCACAAUAUCCAGAAUGUGCGAUCUUAUCUCGAUCAUCUGAGCUCAGGAUUGUUCUGCUGGGAAACAAUGGAGCUAAAAACAGUGCUAUAGGCAACAUGAUACUGGGCAGGAAAGCAUUUAAUGGGAUGGGCACAACAGUAAGUGAAGUACAGAGAGGAAGAGUAGAAGAUCGAAAUAUUUCAGUUAUUGACACUCCAGGAUUCCUCCACACUGAACUGACUGAUGAAGAUCUACAGAAUGAACUGAUAAAGAGUCUUUCACUUGCUCGUCCUGGUCCUCAUGUGUUCCUGCUGAUAGUCAGACUAGAAGAAGAUUAUGUGGAAAAGAUUGUACAAAUGAUUAAGGAAACCUUUGGAGCACAAGUGUUUAAGUUCACCUUAGUGCUGUUUAUUAGAAAACAAACCUCAAAUAAAGAAUGUAUGGGCUUUUCACUCAGUGAAACAUGUCAUGAACUCCUCAGCCAUUUUAAAGGAAACUAUUAUGUGAUAAACAGUGAAAGGAGGACAACACAUAUUACAAGACUUUUGGAAAAAAUUUCUGAAGUUGUCAAAGAGAAUGAAAACCAGCAUUACAACUUUUCCCCAAUUCUCAGAAAACAGGCACAAACAUAUCUGAGGAUUGUGAUGGUGGGUAAAUCUGGAGCUGGAAAAAGUGCAACAGGAAAUACAAUCCUGGGAAACAACCUGUUUAGAGUAGACGUUUCAUCUGAAUCUGUUACCACACAGUGUGAAACACAUCACGAGAUGGUAGUAGGUAGAAGCAUCUCAGUGACCGACACUCCAGGAUUCUUUGAUUCAUCAAUGAGUGAAGAAAUGCUGAAGUCUGAAAUACACAAGUGUGUAGAGAUGUCUGCUCCUGGUCCUCAUGUGUUUCUGCUGGUUAUAAGACUGGAUGUGAAAUUUACAGAUGCAGAGAAGAUGACAGUGAAAUGGAUUGAGGAGAACUUUUCAGCAGACGCUAUAAACUAUGCUAUGGUUCUGUUUACUAGAGGAGAUCAGUUAGACAAAAAAAUCGAAGAUUUUCUGAAGAAAAACAAACAGUUAAAAGAUCUAGUCGAUAAGUGUAAAAAUAGAUAUCAUGUCUUUAAUAACAGAGGCAAAACUCAAACACAGGUUCCUGAAUUGUUAAAGAAAAUAGACAGACUCAUGGAGGAGAAUGGAGGACAACAUUACACAAAUGAGAUGUACAAGGAAACUCAGAGAAAAAUGAUUGAAGAACAGAAACAAAGAAAGAGAGAGGAUGAACUGAGAAGGAGAGAGGGCGAACUUAAAAAGGUAGAAGAAGGACAGAGAAAGAGAGAGGAAGAAAUGAUAAAGAAAGUUGAAGAACUAAGUAAGAGAGAGGAAGAGCAGAGAAAGAUAGAGGAAGAACUGAGAAAGACAGUUCAAGAAUUUAGAAAGAUAGAGGAUGAGAAGAGAAUAAGAGAAGAAGAACUGAGAAAAGAAGUAGAAGAACUUAAAAAGAGAGAGGAAGAACUGAGAAAGACAGUAGAAGAACAGAGAAAGAUGGAGGAUGGAAGGAGAAAGAGAGAGGAAGAACUGAGAAAAAUGGGGGAACAACUAAGAAAGAGAGAGGAAGAACACAGAACGAAAGUGGAAGAACAGAGAAAGAGAGAGGAUGGAAAGAGAAAGAAAGAGGAAGGACAGAGAAAGAUAGACGAAGAACUGAAAAAUAGAAUGGUAGAACUAAGAAAUAAAGAGGAAGGGCAGAAAACGAGAGAGGAAGAACUGAAAAAGAAAGUGGAAGAACAGAGAAAGAUAGAGAAAGAACUGAGAAAGAAAGUGGAAGAACAGAGAAAGAUAGAGGAAGAACUGAGAAAGAGAGAGGAUGGACAGAGAAAGAUAGAGGAAGAACUGAGAAAGAGAGAGGAUGGACAGAGAAAAGGGGAGAAAGAACAGAGAAAGAUGAAGGAAGAACUGAAAAAGAAAGAGCAGGGCUUGAUAGAGAGAGAGAAAGGACAGAGUGAGAGAGAGGAAAAAUUGAGAAACAGAGAGGAUGAACAGAAGAAAAGAGAGAUAAUAAAUAAACCAGAAAAUGAGGUGAUUCUCCAACAAGGUGAAGACAAAGAGUUAUUCAAGACAGUGGCUGUAUGGGCAAUAGUUGGUUGGACUCUAUUUCUGGCCAAUAGUCUUGCAUUGAUAAUACCUGCUGUCAUAAUAGCUAUAAUUGUAUAUUAUAUUUAAAUAUUAAAAGGAGCCUUUCACAAGAAUUUAUUUAGAUAUAAAAUACAUAUUUUUAUUUGGUGUCCCCAGAGUUCGUAUGUGAGCUCAAAAUACCCCACAGAUAAUUUAUUAUACAGUAGCAUGUUAAAAGUGCCACUUUGUAGGUGUGACCUUUUAAAUGCAAAUGAGCUGAUGCAAAUGCAGACUCUCUCUCUAUCUCUCUAGCCAUUUUCAUACAGAGGGCCCUAUUUUAACGAUCUAAGCACAUUGUCUAAAGCGCACGGUCUAAACGGGUGUGUCCAAUUCCACUUUGCUAAUUUAACGACUGGAAAAAUGUUUUAUGUGCCUUUUAUUUUCAGUCAUUUCAGGUUUUAAUGAUAAUAAUUGUUUACGUUCACAUGUUCAUUUCGAAUCAUGAACUUACAAGACGACCAUACUUGUCACGCUCUGAGGUUAUUUUGGGGAUUUCUGCCUAGAUUUGGCCUACCCAUAUUUAAAAGCUUCCCAUACCCACAUGCAAAGGUGUACAUACAAAAGUUUGGUAUCAUUUAGGAAACCCAUUGAAUUUACAUAAAAAGCUGUUGAAAGUGCUAAACAUAGUUGUAUGUGUUAUCAGUCCUCUAAUAAACACAAAAAUAAAUAGUCGCUUUUCGAUUUCUUUUUCUUUAGUCUGUAUUUGAAAGUGUAUAUGUAACGUGGUUCCCCUGUGUCCCUGUGUUCAUUUGUGUUUUGGUGUAUUCAUAUGUCUUUGUGCAACCUGUGUUUGAGUUGUGUUCAUGUAUGCCAUUCUCCCUGUGUUAAUUAGUGUAGCUCCGCCCCCUUGUUUGUUACCAUGGACAUUCAUUGUUCCACUUAUUACCUCUUGUUUGUUGUCUUAGUGAUUCAUUGUCUCUGCCUUGUGAUUGGUUCUUGUCAUACAUAUAUACCCUGUUAGUUCAUGUUUGUCAGUCAAUGUUGGAUGUACUCCUGUGUUUAUCUCCUGUGUUUACCUGCCAUGUUUUGUUACCAUUUUUAUUCAUUAAAUUCUUAC
This is a messenger RNA of Paramisgurnus dabryanus, 3301 nucleotides long. Its product is annotated as GTPase IMAP family member 8-like. Lineage: Eukaryota; Metazoa; Chordata; Actinopteri; Cypriniformes; Cobitidae. Gene Ontology annotation, molecular function: GTP binding. The record is from RefSeq and is a predicted model, not a curated record.